Molecule: messenger RNA, 1400 nt
Organism: Oryza sativa Japonica Group (Japanese rice)
Lineage: Eukaryota; Viridiplantae; Streptophyta; Magnoliopsida; Poales; Poaceae
Product: pectinesterase inhibitor 10-like
Molecular function (GO): enzyme inhibitor activity
Source: RefSeq, a predicted model, not a curated record
AAUUCCGUUUGCAUGCAUCCAUAGUAGUAUUUGUUUGGAGCACACUAGUGUACCAUCAUUCACACACCUCCCCCACGUACGCUGCAACUGCCAACUACGAACAGAUAAUAUGUUUCUUGCUCUCGUGAUACUCCUCGCCGUGGCGGCCGGCUCGUGGCAACCUGCGGCGACCUCCACGCCGGCGACGGUGAGUCCUGCUCCUGCCGUAUCACCGGUGGCGGCGCCGGCGGGAGAACUCGGCGGCGGCGGCGCUGGCGCGCGGCGAGAUCAGGACAGGGAGUUCGUCCGCGGCUGCUGCGCUCGCACGCUCUACCCGCGCCUCUGCACCGCGGCGCUCUCGCCGUACGCCGCCGCCGUCGGCUCCAGCCACGCCCGCCUCGCCGUCCCCUCCGCCAACCUAACCGCCGGCACCAUCAACAGCCUCGGCGGGCGGAUCCCGUCACCGUCGACCACCGGCACCACCGAGUCCCCCGCCGGCGCGCUCGGCGACUGCGCCGAGGCCGUGGCGUCGGCGGCCGACCUGGCGGCGCGCGCGGCGGGGCGGCUGGACGGCGUCGAGCGGGCCGUGGCCGGGCCCGAGGUGCUGUGGCGCGUCCGCGACGCGCAGACGUGACUGAGCGCCGCGAUGACGUACGAGGGCACGUGCGCCGACGCUCUCCGGCCAGCCGCGUCCGCCCCGACGCCGGUGAGGGCCGAGCUGCGCCCCGGGGUGCGCCGCGCCAUGCAGCACACCAGCAUCGCGCUCGCGCUCGUCCACAUGCUUAUCCGUACUAGCGCCUGAAAAUGAAGCCCAGCUGUUUGUUCAGCUACGGGUUCCGUUUCUUCAUUGCUUUUGCUUGGGCAGUUUGAGGACAACACCCACCUGUGUACGUAUGAUCUGAAGCACUGUCAAAUUUCGUAAAACAGAAAUUUUACUUCUCAGACCCACAGAAACGCGUGGAUGGUACUUCUAGCGUGUGUUUGGUUCUGGGACUAGGUGGGAUGGGAUGAAACCAUCCCUGAUUUUAGGAUUGGGAUGAUUCCAUUCGGGUGUUUGGUUUGUAAAAUAGGACGAUCCCAGUUUUUUGUUUGGUUGAAGGAACAAGGGAGGGAUGGGAUGAGCGCCGUUUGCAACCACCGACAACGCCGUUUGCAACAACGAUGGCUGACGCCGCACCUGCCCUCACCUCCGGACGUGGUCGCCGCCGGCCUCCUUGAUGGCAUCGAUGAGCUUGGUCUGGUCGGGGACCUGGGUCGCGAGCACCGCGGAGAUGACGGCGUCGGCAUCGCAGACGAGCGGGCGGAGGAGCGCGACGACAACAGACGGGAUGACCCAACCGAGCACUGGCGGCGAUGGUGUCGGCCUUCGCGCAGAGCAGCCGCGGCUCGGCGACGACGACGGCGGCGAGGUCCGCGCGGGA